Molecule: messenger RNA, 621 nt
Organism: Nannizzia gypsea CBS 118893
Lineage: Eukaryota; Fungi; Ascomycota; Eurotiomycetes; Onygenales; Arthrodermataceae
Exons: 5
Coding region: 1-621 (206 amino acids)
Source: RefSeq, a predicted model, not a curated record
AUGGCGCUGCCUGCAGAGACGACGAAGGAAACGCCGUUACUGGAGGGGCUGGAAAACUCGUUUUCGGCCCCGCAAGUUGCCCACAACAUGCCGCAUUCUCCGAUGUUAAGAGGCCGCGAUGAAUAUGAACAAGAGGCCCUGAUAGAGGCCCAAGGAUUAUCUGCCAACCUGCAAAACAAAAUCCUGAUUAUCGAAACAAUGGUUACAAAAACCCAUGAAAUCGCAGCCCUAGCGAUCGAAUAUUACCUUACAACAGAGCCUACAAACAUGAAUUUGGACUAUAUUGGUCAUUGUCAAACGAAUCCUACCACAGGGAUAGGUCUUUCCUGGGGAAUACUUGACUGGAAGACAAGCGAUCGCCAAAGACGGCCUGGCCGUCUGAGUUUUCCUCGAAGAGAUGGACAAGAAGGCAUAUCACUUAGACGACGCGAUCAAAUGGGGUAUGAAUUCGCUGUCGGCAAAAUCGUCGAGUACUGUGAGCACGUUGCCCACAUAAUUCCACAUUCACUGAUGUCCGGGGGCAGCGACGAACAAGAGCUAGGCGAGGCUAAGAAGUUGGCUAUUACGAUACUUAACAUAUUUAACACAGGAAUUAUCUACGAGAUUAAGGAAGAGGUAUAA